Molecule: messenger RNA, 594 nt
Organism: Populus trichocarpa (black cottonwood)
Lineage: Eukaryota; Viridiplantae; Streptophyta; Magnoliopsida; Malpighiales; Salicaceae
Product: protein PSY3
Exons: 2
Coding region: 175-402 (75 amino acids)
Source: RefSeq, a predicted model, not a curated record
AAAAAGUGGGAUCCGACGAUUUUUAAAACGUCAACUCUCAUUAGCAUUCAUUAUCUGCCACGUGGCAUCCUCGCAAGAUUCGUUGUUCUAUAAAUAGAGAGCGUUGUCAACUUGCCAUUUUGCAGUCACUAGUAGUUUCAGCAUCAACUCGAGAGAGAGAGAGAGAGGCGAGAGAUGGCAUUUGGAGUUCGCUUGUGUUUGUGUCUCCUGCUUGUCUUUGCUGUAACAUCUUCAGCUCGAAACACCAUUUCAUUCUCAGAUAACGAAAUGGCCUUGGCUAUAAAGGGGAGGUCCUUGAAGAUUACACUGAACGAUUACGGUGACCCAAUAGCAAACCGUGGGCACGAUCCUUCACAAAGAAACAAGAAUUGGGGUGGCAGCGGCGGUGGCCGUAAAGGCUGAGAGAUUCUGUGAUGCUUUCUUUAUCUAAUAUUUUGGAUACUAUAACCUAAAUAUAUAUUGAAUAAAUUAAUAACACCGGCUCACGUUUUGUACUUCAAGGUAGCUGAUUUAUACUCAUUUGCCAGCUAAACAUGUAUUCUCUAAGGCGCCUUAGCUUCCUUGAUUAAUAAUCGUCAUCUUUCUUAAUUUCAA